This is a messenger RNA of Oncorhynchus nerka (sockeye salmon), 1481 nucleotides long. RefSeq names its product protein BTG3-like. The transcript is spliced from 5 exons. Bases 139 to 855 code for a protein of 238 amino acids. NCBI's taxonomy places the organism in Eukaryota, Metazoa, Chordata, Actinopteri, Salmoniformes, Salmonidae. Gene Ontology annotation, cellular component: cytoplasm; nucleus. Gene Ontology annotation, biological process: negative regulation of cell population proliferation; negative regulation of mitotic cell cycle. The record is from RefSeq and is a predicted model, not a curated record.
ACGUGACGUCAUCGUUUGUGGCGCUGGCAGAAUACUAAUGAGCUUCAAACAUUCAUGAGUCGAGCUGGCAACAGUUGUCCACAUGUUGAUGAGCAGCAAAUACGAAUUUGGACCAUCAUUACAGCACAUCAGUGAAACAUGAAAAAAGAGAUUGCAGCAUUGGUGUUGUUCCUGAAAAGACUGAUCAAAAAGGUGGAAAAGUUGGACACCCAGAAAGUGGACAUGUUUGUGGAGCAGUUGACUGUUGCCCUGCAGGAGAAGUUCAGGGGGCAUUGGUACCCUGACAACCCCAGCAAAGGACAGGCCUUCAGGUGUAUUCGGCUGAACAGGUUGCAGAAGGAGGAUCCAGAGUUGCUGCGUGCCUGCCAGGAGAGUGGAGUUCAGUACAAGGACCUUGGCCUGCCCAGAGAACUCACUCUGUGGGUAGACCCUGGUGAGGUGUGCUGCAGGUAUGGAGAGAAAAACCAUGCUUUCACGGUGGCCAGUUUCUUUGGUGAUGAGACUGUGACUAAGAAGGUCACCAGUGCCGUGGAGAGGGUGACGUCUGACUACCACUCCGGUUCAUCUUCAGAGGAGGAUAGUGGCCUCAGGGAAACCCGUCCAUCCACUACCUGCCCCCAAAAUUACCACACAUACCAGGUAAUCUACCCAGCUGCUCCUCUGUGGUGUCAAGUGCCCAAGCGAAAGAAGAUGGGGCCUGGUAAAGGAUAUAACGUCCCUCCACGUCCUUCUCACUAUGGCUUCAGACCUCAAGGCAGACCCACCCAGCCCUUCAGACACAAAGGCUUGGCUCUGCCUGGCCAGAGAGGGGGGCUCGGAUACUGGGGUGGCACUCCAGGCCUGGCUUACUGUUAGGGACCACUGUAGCAAGUGUUGACGUUAGUAUUAGCCUGUUCCAGGUUCCCUGAGCAAGCAAUAGUUCAUGGGUGACAGGUAGCCUUGCGGUUAAGAGUGUUGGGUCAGUAACUGAAAGGUUGCUGGUUUGAAUCUCUGAGCUGACUAGGUACAACAUCUGUUGAUGUGCCAUUGAGCAAGGCACUUAACCCUUAGUGCUCCUGUAAGUCGCUCUGGAGAAGUGUCUGCUAAGUGACUGAAAUGUUAGAGGGAAGGAAGUGGCAAACAAAGUCCACCAAGAUGUUUGACCACAUUUUUUUAAUGUAUUUUUGUAGUGAGAUAGUCACUGGAAUUUGUUAUUUUUAUGGUAAGAACAUUAACUCUUUACACUUGAGAGAAUUUGUAUUCGUGUGAGUAAAAUAAUUAGUUGUAAUGGAUAAGGAAUAUAGGAAUUUGAUGUGUAUUUUAUAGCUAUGAAGAUAUAUGUACUGUAUUUAUUUUUGAUUGGUUAAUUGUAUGUUACCUCCUACUGUGCUGUCCAUCAGUUAUGUUCCAAUGAGAAAUUGUUUUAUUUAUUCAGUGUAUUAGUAUUAUGAAUUGCGCUUACCACUUAAAUUCUAAGACAUUAAACACAUUUUCUAAUCCUA